UUUCAGGCGGCGUAGCGCAUUCCGCUCCUUGACACAGGAAGAGAUUUUGAUUAACCUCUGGGGUGGACUACUAAUAUUAAUUUUUAUUUGAUUUGUCUUCACUGUUGAAGGUGAGAUUCAGAAGGAAGCUGCGGAGUUUUCUUGUUGGAUUCCAGCCGGUUCCUGUCUUUGAAGAUGAAUACUGCCAGAUACCAUGGUACAAACCAGGAGCGGGUAGUGUUCCUAAACUCCAAAGAGAAGUCCGCUCAGAAAAAGACCGGCAUCGUGGUUGCCAUUCUUGUGGCGCUCUUGGUCCUCUUGGCUGUUGCAGCAUUCCUCAUUUGGUUCUUCGUCUUUAAAGUUGAUGAUCCCAAAAACACCCACAGCAUGCUUUUAAAUCCAAAAGUGAAGGUUUUCAGUGGUCAUAUGAAACUGGAUGGUGUUAACUAUGACGAAGAGCUGGAGGACACGACCAGCCAAAAGUUCAAGGACUCAGCUGAAAAACUGGAAAGUCUUCUUGGUGAAUACUACAACAAUGAUCCGCUGCUUACGAAUUAUUACAAAGAAUCUGUAGUCACUGCAUUCAGUGAAGGAGUUCUAGCGUAUUACUGGUCCCGAUUUGAAAUUCCAGUCGCCGACCUGGAGAUUGCGGCAGAGGUCUCAGAGGAGCGGGUUUUGAACCUGCUGGAGGAAGCCAUCACGAUACAAAGCCCUAAGAGGAGCGUUAACGACAUCAAGGUUACUUCAAUUACUUGUUCAUUCACAGAUGGUCGUAUGGCCAGGAAACCCACAGCGGAGGACUGUUUCUACCGUCUGGAAGCAGAUGAGGCUGCGAAAAACUUUUCAUCCCCAGGGUACCCCGAUCGCUACCCACCAAAGUCUUACUGUCAGUGGCAAAUCCGAGCCGCAAGGGAGAACACCAUAUCAGUCAGUUUUCCAGUUUUCCACGUUGAAGACGACUGCAAAGAUGACUUUGUCCAAAUUUUUGACUCUCUGAGUCCUGACGACUCUCAGGCGAUCACAUUACAAUGUGGCAAAAGGCCUUCCUCGAACCCCCUGAGUGUCGUGUCAUCUGGUAACAUAAUUCUGAUUAGCUUCAUUGCCGACAAUUCUGUCCAGCAGCCAGGAUUUGAGGCAGAGUACAAAGUCAUACCCAAGGCUCAAGUUCUCCAGUGCGGCGGUGACUACACAGCAAAUACAGGAAAAUUCACAUCUCCACUUUACCCCAGCUUCUAUCCUAAUGCCAUGGACUGCAAGUGGACCAUCAGGGUCUCACCAGGGGAAAAGAUACGUGUGAGGUUCAACAUGUUCCGCUUGAAAGAGCCGAAAGUAGAUGUUCGCAAGUGUCACAAAGACUAUGUGGAAGUCAUGGGGAAGAGAUAUUGCGGGGAACUGUCGUCUUUGAGUCUGACCAGUACGACUAAUGUCUUAGAGGUGACGUUCCACUCCGAUGAAUCCUAUACAGACAAGGGCUUCAGUGCAGAGUACAGCUCCUACAGUCCUUCAAACCCUUGCCCUGGCGAGUUUGCCUGCAACAAUGGUAUGUGCAUCUCAACAAAUCUGAGGUGUGACGGCUGGAACGACUGCGGCGACACGAGUGACGAGAAGGGUUGCAAGUGUGGCAGUGACCAGUUUAAUUGCAGUAAUGGUUUGUGCAAACCAAAAAUGUGGUUGUGCGAUCAUAGCAAUGACUGUGGAGAUGGGAGCGAUGAGAAACAUUGCAGUUGUGAGCCAAAUGAGUGGCGGUGUGGAAAUGGAAUUUGUCUGGACCAAAGUGUUAGAUGCGAUAAUAAGAGAGACUGUGAGGAUGGCAGCGACGAGGCAUCAUGCGAGUCCUCCCCAGAUUUGUGCUCCAUCUACAGCUUUAAGUGCACCAACGGGCAAUGUGUAAACAAGGUGAACGCCGAGUGCGAUCGUGUCAACGACUGCUCUGAUGACUCUGAUGAAGCUUUUUGCGAUUGUGGCACCAGGCCUUUCAAGUUGAACCGUAUUGUAGGAGGGCAGAAUGCUGAACACGGGGAGUGGCCCUGGCAGGUCAGCCUUCACUUCCAGACGAUGGGCCACGUUUGCGGCGCCUCAGUCAUCUCUGACAAGUGGCUCCUGUCUGCCGCUCACUGUUUUCAAGUCCCACGCUCCCCAGCCCACCUUGAACCAGCCAGCUGGACUACUUACAGUGGUUUGCAGACCCAGCAGCAGAUAUGGGACGCACUGAUGCGUAAAGUGAAGAGGAUCAUCCCCCACCCAGAUUAUAACUUGUUUACUAAUGACUAUGACAUUGCACUGCUAGAGCUCAGUGAGCCUCUGGAGUUCAGCAACACCAUCCAGCCAAUCUGCCUCCCCUCAUCCUCCCACGUCUUUCCUGCAGGAAUGUCAUGCUGGGUCACGGGCUGGGGCACGCUCCGGGAAGGAGGUAACUUGGCGACUGUGCUGCAAAAGGCGUCGGUGAAAAUGAUCAACGACACAGUGUGCGAACAAGUGAUGCAGAGCAUGAUCACCAGCAGGAUGCUCUGCAGCGGAUUCCUUUCGGGAGGAGUUGAUGCGUGCCAGGGAGACUCCGGAGGCCCCCUGGUGUGUUUUGAGGAGAGCGGGAAAUGGUUUCAGGCCGGCGUUGUGAGCUGGGGCGAGGGCUGCGCCCGUCGGAACAAGCCUGGAAUCUACACCCGCGUCACCAAGCUCCGAAAAUGGAUCAAAGAGACCACAGGUGUAUGAUGACGAAGAUGAUAUGAGGCGCAGGGACGUGGGAACAUCGGAGUGCUAAAAAAAAUGCUCCAGAAGGAGCAAUUUAGUAUGAUUUAUAAAAAGCCAGGUCUCUUUGGGCUUUCGUCAUCUAAAAGCCAGCUGAGCUAACUGUUGUAUGGAGGUUCAUAUGAAUGACUUUAAGCACUUUAUUUGGUUGCCGACCUCCCACAGGAACUCCCCAGACUCAGGUUUUAUACACUAUUUUUUUUCCUAGUUUUUAAGCUGUGUCAUGUUGCCUUCUCUUCAAAUAAUACCUAACUGGUGGAUACACAUUACAAAAUGUACAUUGAAAGAUUUGAAAAAAACUUUUUCUACUACUUUCUGGGCUUUUUUUUUCUUUUAUAUUUAUGUACAAUGUCAUUACCUUCAUAAUUGAUUCCAUUUCAGUAUAAACAGAUUUAAUCUCCCUUACCAGCAGAGAGUUAAUGCUCCAGCAUUCUGUCACAGCUUUAAAAUUACAUUUAAAAUUUAAACGAAACCGCACAUUUGAGGGGGGAAGAAAAACUAAAACCGACAUAGCCAAUAAGAAAAAAAUGGACCAACACCAUCUAUGUACAUUCAUUUUCGUGUUAUGCUUAGAAUGCAUAAAUACCAGGAGUGGGAGGGAAUGGAAGGCAGAAAUUGCAUUAAUCAAUCUAAAAGCCUGUGAUUUGCUCUGGAAAGAAGCCAGCAGUUAAAGUAUGCCAGAUUUGUAAUUGGUUGGCCAAACUACGCAAAAGUAUCAGCCCGUUCCUGGAGUGAUUUUUUUAUUUUUUCUUCCCAUCCCUAUUUUUCUGCUUUUGUAUUUACAUGUUCACUGGCUUUUGUAAAUGAUUUGACAAGAUAUUUUAUUCUAACGGGUCUGUGGAGGUUGAGCAGAUUCAGCUGGUUUAAGCAGAUGUCUCUGAUUAAAGCUCAGGGUGAUGGGUAUCUUUUGUAUUGGAUGACAAAGAGUUAAACCAAAGCUAAGUGCAUUUCGACUCAAAACCAGUUUGACAGUUUGAUGGUUGUUAUUUCUGACUUGCUUUGGAACCAUAAACUAGUAAAACUAAAGAUGUAAAAGUGCAUUUUAUGCUGAAAGUAUUAGGGAGGACUAGGCAUGGGCUGGUAUGUAGUUUUCUCUGUAUGAUGAGUUUGAGUAAAAAGGAAAAACAAAUAUUGAAACAAAACUGUUUGAUAUAAUCUUUCAAAACAGAAAACAAGAAAAACAAACUAUUCAUAAUGUUGCCAAAUGACAUAAGCAUACUAUUAUACACAUAAUUAAAGAUGCACCAAUCACAUGGACAUUACCAAUUUCUGGUUUUCUUUGUCAAUCACUGAACAAGGGAAAAUUGUCAUACAAAAUGUUGCGUGCAGGCGGAAGCUGACUUUGUAACUCCAUCUCCAUAGUGAGCCAUUGUAGCAGAAGCAUCAUGCAAGAAGAAUGCCAUCUUCUACAGAGAUGGAAGUAAAUGCAGAGCACCACAGGAAAACAUGUCAGAGGCUGAAUAAGGGUUGAGAUUGGGGCAGAGCAAUAUCAUUCAGGAGGACGUAAACCCUUAUCCUGAAACUAAAGUUAAAAUGGAAUUGUUUUGAUCAAAGUAAAACUGGCCAUCUUUUGUUAUAAUGGCGUCUGUAACAUUUCAUAAUCAUUUUGAUUGAGGCAAAGAUUAAGCAAAAUGUAGGAUGAACCCCUGCUAAAUUUAGCAUUGGUUUUCAAGUGCUUACAGAAUAUUAUACGUUUUGGUGCUCUGCUUAGUGAAACUUUGAAUUACAAUCUUUGACUGUCUGUGAAACCAUCUUGCAGUCGUUGUUCAACAACCAUUUGAAGCUUUUAUCAGAAUGAUGCUGAUUUUUUUUUGUUUGUUUGUUUUUUCUUCUAAUGCAUGUUAUGCUUUUUCUUUUCUUCUUUUUUCAACCCAGCCAACUGACAUGUGAUGCUCUGUGCCCCUGCAUAUGAUUAAUGCAGGGUUACUUUGUCUUUAAAAAUGGUGUCAUGGGACGUUUUAGCUGCUUUUAACCCAGUUACAUUUUAAACUUCUGUAUACCUUAGUUCUGAUUACCAGGCCACGCCUAGAAGGGACAGUGAUUUUGAAAUUCUUUUUUUCUUACUAAGUGCCUGGACUCGGACUUGCUUCCAUUAUUUACCUGUUGUUUUUAAUCUGUUUUUUUUUAAUGAAAUAAUUAUGUUAAUAAACCUCUUUUAUCGGAUUCUCCUAUGUCUAAAUAAAUCACCUGCUUUACCAGUAUUUGACA
This is a messenger RNA of Fundulus heteroclitus (mummichog), 4932 nucleotides long. It is a transcript of the gene st14, whose product is annotated as suppressor of tumorigenicity 14 protein homolog. Lineage: Eukaryota; Metazoa; Chordata; Actinopteri; Cyprinodontiformes; Fundulidae. Bases 175 to 2688 code for a protein of 837 amino acids. The record is from RefSeq and is a predicted model, not a curated record. The transcript is spliced from 19 exons. Gene Ontology annotation, biological process: proteolysis; acrosome reaction. Gene Ontology annotation, molecular function: serine-type endopeptidase activity; protein binding.